This is a messenger RNA of Vitrella brassicaformis, 1037 nucleotides long. The record is from the annotation of a GenBank genome assembly. NCBI's taxonomy places the organism in Eukaryota, Vitrellaceae.
CCUGCCCCCCCGCGAGUUCGAUUCGAUGCCUUGAUGUACAAGAAGUACGGCAUUCGGAGGGACCAACUUGACAAACUCCACAACGACAUGCUGCGGAAGGCAAGCAGCUUGGGUACGAUGAACCCAGCCCACAUACACGCCAUCCCCCGAGUGCCAUCCUCCUGCUACACUUGCUUUUCGCCCUGCAGUUACGAGCUGCGAGAAUUGACAUACGACUGGGUGGACGGCGUGCCCGACACGCUCUUCGACGGCGCCAAACUCUCAUUCGGUAAAACAUGACCCACAACACUUCCACACGGGCUCCUGUUCAUUCUGUCUGCUGUCAUUCAAAUCAAUGCAGUGUCUCUGCCCCAGGGAAAGAAGCAUCCCGAUACGAACGAGAAACUGGUCCUCCGUCCCUUCAGCAUUGCAGCUGGUGAGAAGCGGCAGGAGCACGAGACCAACAUUGACCAACAGACACUCGCUGGCUUUCAGCUGGCAAUGCAACAAUUCCAGGCGCAGGGCUGCCGCCGCUGCCCCUGCUGCCGGCCCAUAGACGGACUUCACUUCAUGGGCCGCCGCCCAAGACGCCAAAAAAACAAAAAGCGGCAGCAACAGACAGAGGGGGAGGCGAUGGGAUGGUAGGGGAUGCGAUGGCAGCGAGGAAGGGCACGAUGCCUGCACAGGGCCUGCAUCGCUGCCUGCAUUCUAUAUUUCCAUGUCUCUUUCACUGGAACACGUGAGGAACGCUUUUCUGUCUCGAUGUCUGCACAGGCUCAGUGCGGCUGAGUGCCCCAGAUAAUCGUUGCCUACACUUUAUAUCGUUGGUGCGUCUGUUCCCUUGGUCCGACCCCGCAAAGGACACAUGAGUGUGUCAUAGUUAUGCGAACUCGUUACCAUGCCAUUCAUUGUAAGCAGACGUCAUUACAUGUAUGUGCUCGGGGCAUCCACCACGAUGCCUGUGAUCCUACGUCUGCGUCUUAUGUUUUGCCAAGUCAUGGAUGACUCUGCUUGCUGACGUGUCUCGGUGCGUUCAUAAAGUCAGUGCGCUUAAGGCC